Nycticebus coucang (slow loris) is the source of this 4730-nucleotide messenger RNA. It is a transcript of the gene TLK2, whose product is annotated as tousled like kinase 2. The coding region runs from base 1392 to 3644 and encodes 750 amino acids. Gene Ontology annotation, cellular component: nucleus. The record is from RefSeq and is a predicted model, not a curated record. Lineage: Eukaryota; Metazoa; Chordata; Mammalia; Primates; Lorisidae. The transcript has 23 exons. Gene Ontology annotation, biological process: peptidyl-serine phosphorylation; chromosome segregation; intracellular signal transduction. Gene Ontology annotation, molecular function: ATP binding; protein serine/threonine kinase activity.
AAAGGCUUCAGUGGGUCUCAAAGAAGUUUCCAGACCAUCAAUAGCAGCCUCACCAGGCAAAUUGUUGGAAAUGCAAAUGUCAGGCCCCACCCUAGACUUGCUGAGUCAGAAAUUCUGGGAUUGGAGCCCAGAAUUUGUGUUUGUUCUUUUUUUUUCUCAGAGACAGAAUCUCACUUCAUCGCCCUCAGUAAAGUGCUAUGGCGUCACAGCUCACAGCAACCUCCAACUCCUGGGCUUAGGCAAUUCUCCUGCCUAACCUUCCCGAGUAGCGAGGGCCACAGGUGCCUGCCACAACGUCUGGCUAUUUUUUGCUGCAGUUUGGCUGGGGCGGGCUCGAACCCACUACCCUCCAUAUCUGGGGCCAGCGCCCUACCCACUGAACCACAGGUGCCACCCCAGCAAUUUGUGUUUGAACAAGCCUUCUGGUGAUUCUGAUGCAAGCUAAAGUUUGAGAAUCACACACAGGUUGGCAAACUACCCUGCAACCAGGAGCCUGUUUUUGCAAAUAAAGUUUUAUUGGAACUCAGAACUCAUUUGGUCUAAUUCCUAACCAGCAGAGGUGAUAGUUGCCACAGAGACGUUAUGGCCUGCAAAGCCUGCUUCUGCCAAAUGACUCGAUCUGCCAUGCUAGGAAGAACCAUCUGCUAGAUUUUUUUUUUUUUUUUUAAGGGAAUAGAGCUGGCUUGAACUCCUGGGUUCAAGUGAACCUCCUGCCUCAGCCACUCAAGUAGCUAGGACUUUAGGCAUGUAUCACCUUGCUUGGCUCCUAUCUUAAUGUCCCCCACAGCUGCCUGUCUCAAAAAAAAAAUAAAUAAAUAGGCUCAGCGCCUGUGGCUCAAGCAGCUAAGGCGCCAGCUACAUACACCUGAGCUGGUGGGUUUGAAUCCAGCCCAGGCCCGCCAAACAACGAUGGCUGCCUAGACAAGGGAGCCUACUUUCUGGGAAGGUCAAAGCUCAUUACAGUGUGCAAGGCCUCAGCCCAGUGCUGGGUGUAUAGCAUUAGGUAGUCUGUCUUCCUGUUUUCCUUUCAAUCUCCCAUCUUCCUCAUCUAGGAAUAUUCAAAACUAUUUGAAACCCAUAGCCCUUGUAUUUCUUCAGGUAGUUUUUAGAGUUGUUCCCAUCUACAUUGCACGAUUCAAGGCCACUCUUUAAUCACACCCAUCCAUCUGCAAGCCCCUCACCAGUGAUGCCCCUCUUCCUACUCUGUGUGCACAGGGUCCAGGACCCUGUUCUCCAUGGUCUAUGUCAGUGUAUCUGAAGACCUCCUGGGUUCAAGCUGGGACUCCUCUCGCCUCGGCCUCUUGGAGUGCGAAGAUUACAGGUUCUAAGAAGUAUUGCAAUAAAGGAUGGCACUUCAACCCUGAGCUCCCCGCAAGUUGCUUGACCAAGAAAUGAUGGAAGAAUUGCAUAGCCUGGACCCACGACGGCAGGAAUUAUUAGAGGCCAGGUUUACUGGAGUUGGUGUUAGUAAGGGACCACUCAAUAGUGAGUCUUCCAAUCAGAGCUUGUGCAGUGUGGGGUCCUUGAGUGAUAAAGAAGUAGAGACUCCUGAAAAAAAGCAGAAUGACCAGCGAAAUCGGAAAAGAAAAGCUGAACCAUAUGAAACUAGCCAAGGGAAAGGUACUCCUAGGGGACAUAAAAUUAGUGAUUACUUUGAGUUUGCUGGGGGAAGCGGGCCAGGAACCAGCCCUGGCAGAAGUGUUCCACCAGUUGCACGAUCCUCACCGCAACAUUCCUUAUCCAAUCCCUUACCGCGGCGAGUAGAGCAGCCCCUUUAUGGCUUAGAUGGCAGUGCUGCAAAGGAGGCAUCAGAGGAGCAGUCUGCUCUGCCAACCCUCAUGUCGGUGAUGCUAGCAAAGCCUCGGCUUGACACGGAGCAGUUGGCACAAAGAGGAGCUGGACUCUGCUUCACUUUUGUUUCAGCUCAACAAAACAGUCCUUCUUCUACGGGAUCUGGCAACACAGAGCAUUCCUGCAGCUCCCAAAAACAGAUCUCCAUCCAGCACAGACAGACCCAGUCUGACCUCACAAUAGAAAAAAUAUCUGCACUAGAAAACAGUAAGAAUUCUGACUUAGAGAAGAAGGAGGGAAGAAUAGAUGAUUUAUUAAGAGCCAACUGUGAUUUGAGACGGCAGAUUGAUGAACAGCAAAAGAUGCUAGAGAAAUACAAGGAACGAUUAAAUAGAUGUGUGACAAUGAGCAAGAAACUCCUUAUAGAAAAGUCAAAACAAGAGAAGAUGGCAUGUAGAGAUAAGAGCAUGCAAGACCGUUUGAGAUUGGGCCACUUUACUACUGUCCGACACGGAGCCUCUUUUACUGAACAAUGGACAGAUGGUUAUGCUUUCCAGAACCUUAUCAAGCAACAGGAAAGGAUAAAUUCACAGAGGGAGGAGAUAGAAAGACAACGGAAAAUGUUAGCAAAGCGGAAACCUCCUGCCAUGGGCCAGGCCCCUCCAGCAACCAAUGAGCAGAAACAGCGGAAAAGCAAGACCAAUGGAGCUGAAAACGAAACGUUAACAUUAGCAGAAUACCAUGAACAAGAAGAAAUUUUCAAACUCAGAUUAGGUCAUCUUAAAAAGGAGGAAGCAGAGAUCCAGGCAGAGCUGGAAAGACUAGAAAGGGUUAGAAAUCUACAUAUCAGGGAAUUAAAAAGGAUACAUAAUGAAGAUAAUUCACAAUUUAAAGAUCAUCCAACGCUAAAUGACAGAUAUUUGUUGUUACAUCUUUUGGGUAGAGGAGGUUUCAGUGAAGUUUAUAAGGCAUUUGAUCUAACAGAGCAAAGAUAUGUAGCUGUGAAAAUUCACCAGUUAAAUAAAAACUGGAGAGAUGAGAAAAAGGAGAAUUACCACAAGCAUGCAUGUAGGGAAUACCGGAUUCACAAAGAACUGGAUCAUCCCAGAAUAGUAAAGCUGUAUGAUUACUUUUCACUGGACACUGACUCGUUUUGUACAGUAUUAGAAUACUGUGAGGGAAAUGAUCUGGACUUCUACCUGAAACAGCACAAAUUAAUGUCGGAGAAAGAGGCCCGAUCCAUUAUCAUGCAGAUUGUGAAUGCUUUAAAGUACUUAAAUGAAAUAAAACCUCCCAUCAUACACUAUGACCUCAAACCAGGUAAUAUUCUUUUAGUAAAUGGUACAGCGUGUGGAGAGAUAAAAAUUACAGAUUUUGGUCUUUCCAAGAUCAUGGAUGAUGAUAGCUACAAUUCAGUGGAUGGCAUGGAGCUAACAUCACAAGGUGCUGGUACUUACUGGUAUUUACCACCAGAGUGUUUCGUGGUUGGGAAAGAACCACCAAAGAUCUCAAAUAAAGUUGACGUCUGGUCAGUGGGUGUGAUCUUCUACCAGUGUCUUUAUGGAAGGAAGCCUUUUGGCCAUAACCAGUCCCAGCAAGACAUUCUGCAAGAGAAUACUAUUCUUAAAGCUACUGAAGUGCAGUUCCCGCCAAAGCCAGUAGUAACACCUGAAGCAAAGGCAUUUAUUCGACGAUGUUUGGCCUACCGAAAGGAGGACCGCAUCGAUGUCCAGCAAUUGGCCUGUGACCCCUACUUGCUGCCUCACAUCCGAAAGUCGGUCUCCACAAGUAGCCCUGCUGGAGCUGCUAUUGCAUCAACCUCUGGGGCAUCCAAUAACAGUUCUUCGAAUUGAGACCGACUCUAAGGCCACAAACUGUUCAACACACACAAAGUGGACAAACGGCAUUCAGCAGCGGGUUUGGAACAUAGUGAAUCCAAAUGGAUCUCAUGAAACCUGUACCAGGUGCUUUUAUUUUCUUGCUUUUUUCCCAUCCAUAGAGCAUGACAGCAUCGAUUCUCAUUGAGGAGAAACCUUGGGCAGCUCUGGCCAGGCCUCGUAGGAAAAGGCCCCGCCCGAGGUUCCGGCGUCACGGCCACUAUGCGUGGCUGCUCUGAGUGAGGAAAAAUUAAAAAGAAAAACUGGUUCCAUGUACUGUGAACUUGAAAACAUGCAGACUCAGGGGGGGUCCCUGAUGCAAUGCUUCAGAUGAAGAAUGUGGACUUGAAAAUACAGACUGGGCUAGUCCAGUGUCUAUAUUUAAACUUGUUCUUUUCUUUUAAUAAAGUUUAGGUGACAUCUCCUGAAAAGCUUGUAGCACAAAGGCUCAGCUGGGGAUGGUGUUUGACUUCGGAGGAAAAAAGUUGCUAUUGCCCAUUUAAGGCACUAGAGUUAGUGUUUUAUCCCUAAAUAAUUUCAAUUUUUAAAAACAUGCAGCUUCCCUCCCCCCCUUUUUUAUUUUUGAAAGAAUACAUUUGGUCAUAAAGUGAAACCCGUAUUAGCAAGUACGUGGCAAUGUUCAUUCCAAUCAGAUGCAGCUUUCUCCUCCGUCUGGUCUCCUGUUUGCAAUUGCUUCCCUCAUCUCAGUAGGGAAAAGAUUGAGUGGGAAGACUGAGAUGUGUGGGUGUUUCCCAUUGGACAAAGAAUGAGGUUGGAAGACUGCAACUUGGAGUCUAGGUUUUCAACUACUUCUUCACAAUUUGAACACUUGACGGUUGUCCCUUUUAAUUUAUUUGAAGUGCUAUUUUUUUAAAUAAAGGUUCAUCUGUCCAUGCAGUCCUCUUGGAUUCUCUGAAUGUAGUGACUAUCAAAACUAUUCCAAAGGUAGCAGAAAGUGGGCUGGGAAGCCAGAUGCUCCAGGGACCAGUUGUUCCUCUGUGUGCUUGCUAAAUGGUGUACAUUUCUUGUUAACCACAUUAUUAAAACUUGAUCAGCACAUAA